Molecule: messenger RNA, 1422 nt
Organism: Drosophila suzukii
Lineage: Eukaryota; Metazoa; Arthropoda; Insecta; Diptera; Drosophilidae
Source: RefSeq, a predicted model, not a curated record
AUGGAGAGCCUGGCGACGGUCGAGCACUACAAUUCAACACAACAAUAUGAGCACACGCGUCCCCAGAGCCGAAGCACGCAGGAGGAUGGCGGCCCUCCAGGAACCUCGCCCGGGGCAAGGAUGGUCGGAGACCCGGCCUACCCGAGCUCCGCGGCGGGCCCUGGAGCGGACCCGAGACGAGGACUCCGCACCAGAACCCGCGGUGAGCUCCGACAGCGACGUGGAGGUGGUCGGCGAUCCCGUCGGAUACCGCGCGGGAAGACGGACGUCGGAGGAGAGGAACUCCCGAGGAGCCACUCGGAGGCGGUCUGUCGGGCCGCCGAGGAGUCUCGGAAGCGGUUCCGAGACCGGGAGCCGUCGGACGAGGAGCAGCAACGGUCGACGGAGGAGGAGGCAAGAAGGCAGGCGUGGCUGCGGCAGGACCACGAGGCGGCGGCGGCGCGGUGGCAUGCCCGCUUGCGAGAGGCGGAGGAAGAAGAGCGACGGCUGUGGGAGGCACAGGUGGAGGACGCGUGGGAGGUGCCACUCACCCCCAGAUACGCGGCCGAGGAACGCAGCCCGAGGGACGAGGACGAGGACGAACCACGCGCGCCAUCCCCUCCGGGGUGGUUACCCGAGGUGCCACCCACUCCCCGCUACGAGGGGGAGUGUCUCACGGACGGCGACGAUGGAGCACCGUUGGCCACGCCGCCGUGGAGGCCGGCCCGGCCACCCACGCCGCGAUACACGGAGCCACGACGACCGGAGGAGCAGACGCCGAGCGAGGAGUCGACCGCGCAGCCGAUGCCGCAACCGGAGGAGGAGGACGUCCACCAAGCAAGGGCGGACGAGCCGUCGGUGGUGCGGACGGAGGUGCCGGCCGCGCACGUGAGCCACAGCACACGGGCGUUCGAGGCCGAGGGCAUGCGGUGGCGGCAGCAGACGGUGACGUGGACGUGGCCCGAGGGGCCCGCGACAGGACCGUCGAAGGAGGUGCCCAGGAUAUGGGAGGAGGGGGCACCAAAGGUGAACCCUCGGGACCCCCGGACGAGGAGCCGACAAGAUGCAUGGGUCCCGCCGACACCAAGCACGGGCCCGCCAACACCGGCGACGACGGCAACGACGGGGAAGGCGGAGUCACCGGAGAAAGGACCAUGGGUGUGGCCCGAGCCACCGGCCACCCAAAGGCCUCCGCUGCAGCGACAAAAUUCGACGCCCGGAUCGACGCGCCCGCGGCCGCAGUUCAUGCGGCAGGUAUCGGCGCCGGAGGAAGGCGGUUGGCGCGAGGUCGCCAGGAGCGAGUGGCCGGUGGGCAUUGAGGAAGCACCCGCGGUCGCGACGGCACGGCGGAAGGGCGGCAGGCGGUGCGUCCUGGUCUGCGAUGGCGGGAGGAGGUACCGGGUGAGGCUCGGAGUCGCGGGCAUCCGGGUUUUCGCACAAUAA